Messenger RNA from Ipomoea triloba (trilobed morning glory), 747 nucleotides. RefSeq names its product expansin-like B1. The coding region runs from base 1 to 747 and encodes 248 amino acids. Lineage: Eukaryota; Viridiplantae; Streptophyta; Magnoliopsida; Solanales; Convolvulaceae. The transcript has 4 exons. The record is from RefSeq and is a predicted model, not a curated record. Gene Ontology annotation, cellular component: extracellular region. Gene Ontology annotation, biological process: sexual reproduction.
AUGGUUUUUACACUGAAAAUUAGUUGUUUCACUCUUCUGUGCAUAUUCUUGAUUUAUGCACCUGCACUUUGUCACAGCAAAUUAGUUGGUUCCAAAGCAACCUUCUACAAACAACCCGAUGGCAUGGGAACUCCAGACGGCGCAUGUGGCUAUAAAGACUACGGGAGAACCGUCAAUGACGGCGCUGUCUGCACCGUAUCUAACAAGCUUUUCAAUAAUGGAGCUGGUUGCGGUUCAUGCUACAACGUAAUAUGCACGAAUAAAGCACUGUGCAGUAGCGCAGGAACAAAGGUUGUCGCAACUGACAACGGAGGAGGACCAGCUGGAUCAGAUUUCAUUUGCAGCUACCUAGCAUUCACGAAAUUGGCUAAGCCGGGCAAGGAAUCGGAGCUCGUCAAAAAAGGCGUCAUCGAUGUAGUAUACGAAAAAGUCGCAUGCAAUUACCCCAAAAAUCUUAUAAUCAAAAUCACUGAUCAGAGCAGCAAUCCUGGGUACCUGUCCUUUGCAGUGCUCAACCAGGGCGACGUCCUCUCCGCCGAGGUGUACGAUAUGGGAAGCCAAGGGUGGACAUCUAUGCGUAGAGUUUAUGGUGCUGUUUUUGACCUUGCAAAUCCGCCAGAAGGUGCAAUGAAAGUGAGAUUCACUGUAGGUAAAGUUUACGGUGGAACAACGUUGGUGUACUCAAAAAAAUGGAUUCCAGAAAAUUGGAGGGCCGGGAGAACUAUUGACACCGGUAUUCAUCUCUAA